AUGAAGGAUUUGGGGGCCGAGCACUUCGCAGGUCGUGAAGGGGUCCAGCUCUUCGGAUUGCUGAACCUCUACCUGGAGCAGGAACCGCGAUUCCAACCUCGGGAAAAAGGGCUCAGCUUGAUCGAGGCUACCUCGGAGAAUGAUAACACUUUGUGUCCAAGAUUGAGAAAUGCCAAAGUAGAAGACUUACGGAGUUUAACCAACUUUUUUGGAUCUUGCACUGAAACUUUUGUCCUGGCUGUCAAUAUUUUGGACAGAUUCUUGGCUCUUAUGAAGGUGAAACCUAAACAUUUGUCUUGCAUUGGAGUCUGUUGUUUUUUGCUGGCUGCUAGAAUAGUUGAAGAAGAAUGCAAUAUUCCUUCCACUCACGAUGUAAUCAGGAUUAGUCAAUGCAAAUGUACUGCCUCUGACAUAAAGCGGAUGGAAAAAAUAAUUUCAGAAAAAUUGCACUAUGAAUUGGAAGCUACUACUGCCUUAAACUUUUUGCACUUAUACCAUACUAUUGUAUUUUGUCAGACUUCAGAAAGAAAAGAAAUACUGAAUCUUGAUAAACUAGAAGCUCAGCUGAAAGCUUGCAACUGCCGACUUACCUUUUCAAAAGCAAAACCAUCUGUAUUAGCUUUGUGCCUUCUCAAUUUGGAAGUAGAAACGUUGAAAUCCAUUGAAUUAUUGGAAAUUCUUCUGCUUGUUAAAAAACAUUCCAAGGUUAAUGACACUGAAUUCAUUUACUGGAGGGAGUUAGUUUCUAAAUGCCUCGCUGAAUAUUCUUCUCCUGAAUGUUGCAAACCAGAUCUUAAGAAAUUGGUUUGGAUUGUUUCAAGGCGCACAGCCCAGAAUCUCCACAACAGCUACUAUAGUGUCCCUGAGCUGCCAACAAUACCGGAGGGGGGUUGUUUUGAUGAAAGUGAAAGUGAGGACUCUUGUGAAGAUAUGAGUUGUGGAGAAGAGAGUCUCAGUAGCUCUCCUUCCAGUGAUCAAGAGUGCACUUUCUUUUUCAACUUCAAAGUGGCACAGACACUGUGCUUUCCAUCUUAG
This is a messenger RNA of Pipistrellus nathusii (Nathusius's pipistrelle), 1035 nucleotides long. The record is from the annotation of a GenBank genome assembly. NCBI's taxonomy places the organism in Eukaryota, Metazoa, Chordata, Mammalia, Chiroptera, Vespertilionidae.